UGAGAGACCCCUUUCGGCGAAAAUUUUGACUUAAUUCCUUUUCAAUGGUGUUUUUGUGAACGUGAACCGUUUUCGGACACUAAAAAUAAAUCGCAGGUAAUUUAGAAAAUCCGCAAAUAUUCGUUAUCAAAUGCAUUAUAUUUUAAUUGAAGAAAUGUCGAAUUUUCAUCUGAUGUCCAUAUAUUUGGCGAAUAUCCGGUUCAGUAUUAGAAAUCAGCUGAAGAAGUUACCGAUGUUUCUGUGGUUGACACCGUAUUUUAUAUUCAAAGUACGCUUUUACUCAGUAAAUAAUUAUCUGUGUAUCACUGAAACUAUGCCCUGUUUCAAGGGAAUAGUGUGUUUAAAUAGUAUAUUCCAAUUUUGCAGUGUUUGAAAGAAUCAAUAACAUAACCUAACAUCAUAAACUUUGGUUUUCGGCCUCCCCCAUUUUUGUCUACCACCAUGGUGCGUAUGAAUGUAUUGAGUGAUGCUUUGAAGUCGAUAAACAAUGCUGAAAAACGUGGCAAGAGACAGGUGCUCAUCAGGCCAUGCUCAAAGGUUAUUGUGAAAUUUCUGACUGUAAUGAUGAAACAUGGAUACAUUGGUGAAUUUGAAAUUGUCGAUGACCAUAGGAGUGGAAAGAUAGUUGUUAAUUUGACUGGUAGAUUAAACAAAUGCGGAGUAAUCUCCCCUAGGUUUGAUGUACCUAUCACACACAUUGAGAAAUGGACAAAUAAUCUGCUACCUUCACGUCAGUUUGGAUAUGUUGUGUUAACUACAAGCGGAGGCAUUAUGGACCAUGAAGAAGCUAGGAGGAAACAUUUGGGAGGGAAAAUCUUAGGAUUCUUCUUCUAAUGUAGAGUUAUUUAAUAAAGUUUAUAAGAAACAUCUUUUGCUUUAGUUUUUUUUGGACAUGCCACAGCAUUUAAUUUUAAUUCCACAAAGGCUGCCAUGUAUACCCUAUUUCAGGAGUAACCAUUUUGUCUACAGAUGUGAACAGCUGAUCAUUAAGUGACACUUUGUGUUAGUCUGCAAUGUUUGCUAUAAUGAAUGAGGUGUAAAUCUAGCACAAAUUUGUUUGCAGCUUUUUGUUUUUUGUAUGUGAAUGAACUGUUCUAAAUAAAAGAGCU
Messenger RNA from Acanthoscelides obtectus, 1109 nucleotides. The record is from the annotation of a GenBank genome assembly. NCBI's taxonomy places the organism in Eukaryota, Metazoa, Arthropoda, Insecta, Coleoptera, Chrysomelidae.